Messenger RNA from Arachis duranensis, 780 nucleotides. RefSeq names its product MLP-like protein 34. The coding region runs from base 64 to 537 and encodes 157 amino acids. Lineage: Eukaryota; Viridiplantae; Streptophyta; Magnoliopsida; Fabales; Fabaceae. The record is from RefSeq and is a predicted model, not a curated record. Gene Ontology annotation, biological process: defense response. The transcript is spliced from 2 exons.
UGUGUAUAUAAAUAGGCAUGCAUAUUACGGUGAGAAGUGUGGAAAUAGAGUUAAUUGUUUAACAUGACAACAUCUCAAGUCCAGAAGAUAGAAACAGAGUUUCCUAUUAAGGCAGAUGCUAAGGAAUUCUAUGAUGUUUUCUGCAACAAGACACACCAAGUUGCCAAGGCUUGGCCUGAUAUUGUAAAGAGUGUUGUAAUUCAUGAAGGUGAAUGGGGCACUGAGAGAUCCAUCAUUUCAUGGAACUAUGUUUACGAUGGCAAGGCUUGUGUUGCUAAGGAGAUUAUUGAAGACAUUGACAAAGAAGACAAUAAAAUGAGCUUUAGAGUGUUGGAAGCAGACCUGGUGAAGCACCACUACAAGAGCUUCAAGUUCUUGCUUCAUGCUGUUCCCAAGAAAGAGGGAGGAAGCAUGGUGCACUGGACCAUAGAAUAUGAAAAGAUCAACGACAACACUUCUGAUCCUCACACUUUGUUGCAGUUGGUAGUUGAGGAGAGCAAACAGGUUGAAGCUCACCUUAUUUCCCAAGACUGCUGAAAAAGUGAUGAAUAAUUCACAUCAAAGUAAUGGUGAAUUUGAAGCUGGGUAAUUGGAGCUAUAUAAUAAUACUAUUAUGAUAGGCCAUUAUGUAUCUUUGCUAAAAUAAUGGGCAAUGGCAUAAGCUACUAUAUAUACUAAGCUUAUUGAGCCGAGAUGCAUGUUUCGUGUCCUACGUUCAAUAAUAAAUAAUAAAUUAUUAAGUUGUCUUGUGAAAAUGAGAUAUCAUUGCCGAGAAAUACU